AUGAAAGGAUAUAGAGAAAUUGUUAAACAGAGUGAGGAGGAAUUGAAGGUCUAUAGUUUGACUGAGAAAAGGAGUAGAAGAAGAAACGAUUUUAGUGGGUUCGUUACUGUUAAAUCAGAGAAGAAAGAGGAUGAGUCGAAAAGUAAUAAGGGUUUUAUGGAAGGAGAUACAGAAAUUGUGGAACAGGGUGAGGAAAAAUUGAAGGUUUAUAGCUUGACAGGGAAAAGGAGUAGAAGAAGAACAGAUUUGAGUGGGUUUGUUGCUGUUAAAUCAGAGGAGGAAGAAGAUAAAGAGAUUGUGAAACAGAGUGGGGAAAAAUGGAAUGUUUAUAGAAGAACGGAUUUUAGUGGGUUUGUUACUGUUAAAUCAGAGAAAGAAGAAGAUGAAUCGAAAAGUAAUAAGGGUUUUAUGAAAGGAGAUAGAGAAAUUGUGACAUUGAAUACUUAUAGUUUGCCUGAGAAAAGGAGUAGAAAGAGAAAGGAUUUUAGCGGGUUUGUUUCUGAUUAUGUAGAUGAAGAAGAAGAAGAUGAAAAGAAAUGUAAAAUUGGUUUGAUGGAAGGAAAUAGAAAACGAGAGAAGAAAAAUAUUGAGUGUAAAGUCAAGAUUGAUGUGAUUGAGAAGAGAAAGAUGAAGAAAGAAGUAGAUAAUGAUAUUGAGAAAGAGUAUCAUCCUUACAGGAAGAAUUAUUCGAAGAUGAUUGAAAAGAAGAGAAGUAGAUAUGAUGAGGAGGAAGAAGAGGACCAGAAUGAGAAUCUCAACAGUGUAAUUAAGAAGAUGAAGAUGAGGGGAAAGGGUGAAACUCAUGAGAUUAAGGGUUUAGGAAAAAAACAGAAGGUGGAAUGCAUUGAUUUGGAAGAUUCAGAUGCAAGGUGGAGGGAGGAGAGUAAAGAGAAGAAUUGUGCUACUGGAAGUGCUACUACUACAAGUAGAAGUACUAGAAGAAGACCACCUCCACAAUCUUCUUCCUGUUCUCUAGAAAGGGUUUCAAAGGAUGAGCGAAGAAAGAUGUCAGUGGAAAUACCAAAGAAGAACAAGGGGAAAGAAGAGGAGUUGUUCUUAAGAUGUCACCAAUGUAUUGGUAUGAAAUGCAAAGGGGAAAUUGUUUGUUGCAAACACUGUAAAGCUAAACGAUCGGUUGCAGAGUCUUGCCCAUUUUGUUGUGGAAGCUGCAAUUGCAAGCCAUGCUUGCGUUUGUGCAAAGUGUCUAAGGAUUUGAAGAGCCAGGGAAUGAAGAUGGAGGCGGAAGAGAGACUUAAAUACUGUAAAUAUUUGUUACAAGCUCUUUUACCAGUCUUGAAUCAAAUCCACGAAGAGCAGGCAAUGGAAAAGGAGCUCGAGGUGAAGAUUCAAGGAAUAUCACUUUCGGAGUUGGAGAUAGAACAGACUAUUUGUUACCCGGACGAGCGUUUCUACUGCAACAACUGCAAAACUUCGAUUGUCGACCUCUACAGAAGCUGUUCAGACUGUUCUUAUGAUCUAUGCCUAAGUUGUUGUCGGGAGAUACGUGACGGUUCUUUACAAAGAAGCGAGGAAGUAAUUAUGAAGUUUAUUGACAGAGGGAAGCUUUAUCUUCAUGGUGGGGAGCCUUUACCAGUUUUGGAGGAUGUUCCAGGGUCGUCAAGGGUUAAAUGUGGUUCUGUAGCUAUUAACGUGAAUGCACAGAAUCAUGUCAAACUAAAACCUAAGUGGAAAGCGGGGAGUAAUGGUAGUAUUCCUUGCUCAUCUGAAGAAGUGGAGGCGUGCGGUUCUGGUCAUCUAGAGCUGAAGUGCAUUCUUCCAGAAAAUUGGGUUUCGGAGUUGAAGCGUAGAGCUGAAGAAACAGCACUGAAAUAUGAACUCUGGGAUGUGCUUGCAACUCGUACACAGCGGUGUUCCUGUUUCAACUCUGUUGGCAACAUUGACUUGGACAAGAAUAAUUUGAGGAGGUCAGCUUAUCGGGAAGAUUCUGAUGACAAUUAUCUAUAUUGUCCAAUAGCCAGAGAAAUUCAGCAUGGGGACAUGCAACACUUUCAAAAACACUGGGUCAAAGGUGAACCUGUAAUUGUGCGGAACGUUGUGGAUUUUACAACUGGUUUGAGCUGGGAGCCAAUGGUUAUGUGGCGUGCACUCCGCAAAGUUAAUAAUUCCAAGAGUUCACCGUACUUAGCGCUGAAGGCCAUUGAUUCCCUGGAUUGGUGUGAGGUGGAGAUUAAUAUACACCAAUUUUUCAAAGGCUAUUCAGAAGGUCGAAGUCACUUCAACUCAUGGCCUGAGAUGCUAAAACUGAAGGACUGGCCACCAUCUAAUUUAUUUGAGGAACUUUUGCCACGCCAUGGUGCUGAAUUCAUCAGUUCCUUGCCAUAUCAGGAGUAUACCAACCCGAAAAGUGGAUUUCUUAAUCUAGCUACAAAAUUGCCAGAGGAAGCCCUGAGGCCGGACUUGGGGCCAAAGACAUAUAUUGCAUAUGGGAAUGGCAAAGAACUUGGCCGUGGUGACUCUGUAACGAAACUUCACUGUGAUUUAUCUGAUGCGGUGAACAUUUUGAUGCAUACUGAGGAAGUCUCUCUUAAUGCGCGGCAAGUUUCUACUAUAGAGGCUUUGAAAAAGGUGCACAGGGCUCAAGAUGAAAAAGAACUUUUUCUAAAUCCUCUAAUGAAAAGUCAGGGUGAUGUCAAGCACUUGUCGUCAGCUGUCAGUAACGGUAAUCCCAAGCCAGUAGCAACUAAAGUGAUGACUACUCAUGAAGAGUCAAUUUUUGAAGGAUGUAUUAAAACUGAAGUUCACAAUCUUGCUACACUGGAGGCAGCGAAUUCACAUCUCUUGCAACCCACACAGUCGAAUAAAAGAGAUGUGUGUAUGGUACAUGCUACACAUGAUGGUAACAUGCUGGAUGUCGGUGUUCAGAAUGUUGGAAGUCUUAUGGUUGCUGGAGCUAAAGUUCAAAUAGAUGAAACACAUGGGGAAAUCAAGGUCAACGUAAACGACUAUAAGUGUGAUGAAGAACAGAAUAACAUUGAUGUCUGGGAGAAGAGUAAUGGUGGUGCUCUCUGGGAUAUCUUUCGUAGACAAGAUGUUCCAAAACUUCAGGAAUAUCUUAGAAAACACUCUAGAGAAUUCAGGAACAUUUACUGUUCUCCAGUAGAGCAGGUUUUCCACCCGGUGCAUGACCAGACUUUUUAUCUGACUGCAAAGCAUAAGAGGAAACUCAAGGAGGAAUUUGGUAUUGAACCUUGGACUUUUGUACAAGAACUUGGGGAAGCAGUGUUCAUUCCAGCAGGCUGCCCGCAUCAAGUAAGAAAUCUCAAGUCGUGCAUAAAGGUUGCAGUCGAUUUUGUCUCCCCAGAAAAUGUUCAAGAGUGCGCCAGGUUGACUCAAGAAUUCCGCUUACUGCCUAAGAACCAUAGGGCCAAGGAAGACAAACUGGAGAUAAAGAAGAUGAUCCUCCACACUAUAAACAAAAUUGUGAAGGAUCUGGAAGAACAUAUGGUUACAGGAAACUGAAGAAAACUCAAACCUACCUACAUCAAAAACAGAAUCCUCCGAAAUUUGAAGCUGUCAUUGUGAAGUGAAGGAGCAGAUUGGUAUACAUAGCCGCUGCGUCAAAUGGUGUAAAUAACUUGCAUACCACCACAAUAAUGGCAACAGUAGGCUCCCAAUCAAGUUUUUGUAAAUAUUUUCUUAGAUCAAGUUACAGUUGUUGUGGGAAAGUCUGUCUCUGCAGCAUAUCCUCCUCCUGCUUGUUACCAACAAUUUUUCGUGGUAGUCGUGAGGUUAUGGGUGUUUUGUCACUAACAGUUUCUCAUUCCAGAUUUGAAUCCAACACAUAGAGAAGUAGAAAGAUUGAUAGUGAAAAGAGGCAUAAUUUUGUACAUGAAUAUUUUCAGUCAGAGGCAAUGUAGACAGUGGAAUAUGACAUUUACGCAUUGUUUUAGAGUCUGGAUUUUGCACAUUUAGCAUGCCCCGGCACUCAUACCUUGGAGCACCUUCUGCAGCGAAUUGAU
Molecule: messenger RNA, 3980 nt
Organism: Papaver somniferum (opium poppy)
Lineage: Eukaryota; Viridiplantae; Streptophyta; Magnoliopsida; Ranunculales; Papaveraceae
Product: lysine-specific demethylase JMJ25-like
Exons: 13
Coding region: 1-3480 (1159 amino acids)
Biological process (GO): regulation of transcription by RNA polymerase II
Cellular component (GO): histone deacetylase complex; chromatin
Molecular function (GO): transcription coregulator activity; histone H3K9 demethylase activity; chromatin DNA binding
Source: RefSeq, a predicted model, not a curated record